Messenger RNA from Callorhinchus milii (elephant shark), 674 nucleotides. RefSeq names its product ribosomal protein L13a (gene rpl13a). Gene Ontology annotation, cellular component: ribosome; cytosolic large ribosomal subunit. Gene Ontology annotation, biological process: negative regulation of translation; translation. NCBI's taxonomy places the organism in Eukaryota, Metazoa, Chordata, Chondrichthyes, Chimaeriformes, Callorhinchidae. Gene Ontology annotation, molecular function: structural constituent of ribosome; mRNA binding. The record is from RefSeq and is marked provisional.
CUUUUCGGUCGUCAUGGCGGACGGCUUCAACAAGGUUCUCCUCCUCGAUGGCCGAGGACAUCUCCUUGGCCGCCUGGCCGCCAUCGUGGCCAAGCAGAUCCUGUUAGGUCACAAAGUGGUGGUGGUGAGAUGCGAAGGGAUCAAUAUCUCGGGCAACUUUUACCGCAACAAACUUAAAUAUCUUGCUUUCUUGCGCAAGAGGAUGAAUACUAACCCUUCUCGUGGCCCAUAUCACUUCAGAGCACCAAGCCGGAUCUUCUGGAGGACUGUAAGAGGUAUGUUGCCACACAAGACCAAGCGUGGUCAAGCUGCCUUGGACAGACUGAAGGUCUUUGAUGGUGUUCCACCUCCAUAUGACAAGAGAAAACGUAUGGUUGUUCCAGCUGCCCUGAAGAUUGUGCGAUUGAAGCCAACUCGCAAGUUUGCACUUCUUGGUCGUCUAGCCCAUGAGGUUGGCUGGAAAUACCAGGCCAUCACAGCCACUCUUGAGGAAAAGCGUAAAGCAAAAGCCAAGCUUCACUAUGUGAAAAAGAAGAAAGUGUUGAAACUGAAAAAAAUUGCUGAGAAGAACGUUGAAAGCAAAAUUGCGAAGUACACAGAUAUACUGAAGCAGUAUGGAGUACUUGUUUAAUAUAUUUUCCAAAAAGUGACAAUAAAUGGCUAGCUAAAACAGG